ACCUGUCUCUGUCUGUCCCCUGUAAGCGCAAUUAGGGCUCUUCUCGCUCUUGCACCCAAAACCCCAUUUUCUACCAAAAACCCACCUUUCACUCUAUCUCCGCAUUGCUUGAGCUUGAGUCUGAGUCUACAAUCAUGGCGUUGCUAGAGCAAAAGAACGUAGCGGAUGUGAAUAAUGUGAGUACAGGCACUGAAGUCCCUCCCAACGUCACUAUUUACAUUAACAAUCUCAACGAGAAAAUCAAAAUCGAUGAGUUGAAGAAAUCCCUCCACGCCGUCUUCUCCCAAUUCGGGAAGAUUUUGGAGAUUUUGGCAUUCAAGACGCUGAAACACAAAGGGCAAGCUUGGGUUGUUUUCGAGGAUGUUCAAUCAGCUACUAAUGCUAUGAGGCAAAUGCAGUCUUUCCCUUUCUAUGACAAGCCAAUGAGAAUACAAUUUGCAAAAACUAAAUCGGAUAUCAUUGCAAAAGCUGAUGGCACUUUUGUUCCAAGGGAAAAAAGAAAGAGGCAUGAAGAGAAAGGAAAAAAGAAGAAAGAGCAUCAUGAUGCAAAUCAAGCUGGGAUUGGUCUGGCUCCUGCUUAUGCUGGUGCCUAUGGUGCAACUCCUCCGUUAUCACAAAUACCCUAUCCAGGUGGUGCAAAAUCUAUGGUUCCUGAGGCUCCAGCUCCACCAAAUAAUAUACUCUUCAUUCAAAAUCUCCCCAAUGAGACAACUCCAAUGAUGCUGCAAAUGUUAUUCCAGCAGUACCCUGGUUUUAAGGAGGUUAGGAUGGUGGAAACAAAGCCAGGGAUUGCCUUUGUAGAGUAUGGAGAUGAGAUGCAGUCAACAGUCGCAAUGCAUGGACUUCAGGGUUUCAAGAUACAGCAAAAUACAAUGUUAAUUACUUAUGCCAAGAAAUAGUGAAGGAUGCUUCUGUCUUUUGCUAUCUAUAGGGUGGACUGCAAAUUAGGAACUUUCAAUUAGAAUGUUUUGAAUUGUGAGUUGUGACUGGUUAAUCGGUGAAUCUAUUGUUUUUGGGUUGACAGGAGGCUUAGGAGUUUUGGUGUAUCAUCAUAGUUAAAGAGUGACUUGCUUCUGCACCAUAUUUGACCUUUGAAAAUUGAUUAGCGUAGUAAAUUGCGUAAUUAAUGUGUAUUUACCUGAAAUUUAUGAAACAGUCAGUUCCGCUA
Messenger RNA from Manihot esculenta (cassava), 1168 nucleotides. RefSeq names its product U1 small nuclear ribonucleoprotein A. The record is from RefSeq and is a predicted model, not a curated record. Lineage: Eukaryota; Viridiplantae; Streptophyta; Magnoliopsida; Malpighiales; Euphorbiaceae. Gene Ontology annotation, cellular component: U1 snRNP. Bases 135 to 899 code for a protein of 254 amino acids. Gene Ontology annotation, biological process: mRNA splicing, via spliceosome. Gene Ontology annotation, molecular function: U1 snRNA binding. The transcript is spliced from 5 exons.